This is a messenger RNA of Diaporthe amygdali, 987 nucleotides long. RefSeq lists its product as uncharacterized. The coding region runs from base 1 to 987 and encodes 328 amino acids. The transcript has 4 exons. The record is from RefSeq and is a predicted model, not a curated record. Lineage: Eukaryota; Fungi; Ascomycota; Sordariomycetes; Diaporthales; Diaporthaceae.
AUGGAGAUGGACCCCAGGUCUGGGGCAGCGGGUGACAAGAGCCGGGUGAGCUUGGUCAUAAUCUGGUUCCUGUUUGUUGCUGCGGUGCUGAGCGUAUGCGCUCGCCUGGGCACAAAGUAUGCCAUGGCAAGGAGGCUGGCUUGGGAUGAUGGCCUCAUCAUCAUUGCUCAGGUCUCUUCGCUUGCUCAGUGCAUUGCAAUAUCGUUCGCGGCUACUUCAGGUCUUGGAACCUCGAUGCGUGAUCUGGCUCCAGAGAAAGUCGACAGCUUUCUGAAGGUAUCGUCGUGUCAGCUCCUUGAGGGCAUCUCACCCAACGAGAACCCGCUGACAUAUUGGUUCAAGGCAGAAUAUGCUAGUACCCCAUUCCUCCUUUUGACGUUUGCUUUGGUAAAAUGGUCAAUAUGCGUCUUCAUCAAUCACUUGAGUCCUACCGCGGUUCACCACCAGUUAGACAUGGCUUUCCGUUCAACCAUAGGGCUGUGGCUCACUUCUGCUACACUCCUUUCCAUCUUCCAAUGCGCCAUUCCGACACCAUGGGACUACGUCAACGGAUCUAGUUGCCUCGAUCGCCGAGCUUGGUCGAUCUAUGUAAGUGCGUUGAACAUUAUUACGGAGCUCGGAUUCGUCUUCCUCUACGUGUGGAUCAUUGGAAAUCUCCAGAUAUCGGUUUUAAAAAGAACUACCGUUCUCUUGGUUUUCCUGACGCGGCUACUCGUCAUUGGAGCUGCUGCCGCUCAGCUCGCCGUCUUCUUGAAAGCAUACCCAUCGCCCGACAUCACAAACAGCUUGUGGCUGCCGACCGUGUGUAAUCAAAUUGUUGUGUUUCUCAGCAUCUUGACAGCUUGUCUGCCAUAUCUCAGACCAUUUAUGGAAAGUCUUGAAUCAGAUGUUGUACGCGUGCCCGAAGACUUGGAGGAGCUCAGAUCGUUCGCCAGAUCAGACGCCAGAUCAGACGCCAGAUCAGGAAUAGGAAUGAGAUCCAAUUAG